Necator americanus (New World hookworm) is the source of this 327-nucleotide messenger RNA. RefSeq lists its product as uncharacterized. The transcript is spliced from 2 exons. The record is from RefSeq and is a predicted model, not a curated record. The coding region runs from base 1 to 327 and encodes 108 amino acids. NCBI's taxonomy places the organism in Eukaryota, Metazoa, Nematoda, Chromadorea, Rhabditida, Ancylostomatidae.
AUGAUUCAAAUAUUGCUAUGCUUAUCACUUGGAUUUCUUUUCCGUUUAUCGAUCGGUCUACUGUGUGUUCAGUCAAUGCCGGGUAAAAGCGAGAUACGCACCAUAUCAUGUAACGGUGUAUGUAUGAGACAGGUGGUUUUGAUGGAAACUGGCGGAGUUAAUGAUAUCCAUAGCACAAGGUUUAUCGCUAUCGCUCGUGACUGCUCUACUUCCGCUCUCACGGAAGAAUUCUUCGCAAACUGUUCGGAUACGAAUGGUAACAAAAUACGACGACCAGAACCUCGAGUUAUCACCUGUUUCUGUAGUACUGACUACUGCAAUUUCUGA